Beta vulgaris subsp. vulgaris (sugar beet) is the source of this 2175-nucleotide messenger RNA. Its product is annotated as DDT domain-containing protein DDR4. Gene Ontology annotation, cellular component: RSF complex. The transcript has 11 exons. The record is from RefSeq and is a predicted model, not a curated record. Bases 179 to 1882 code for a protein of 567 amino acids. NCBI's taxonomy places the organism in Eukaryota, Viridiplantae, Streptophyta, Magnoliopsida, Caryophyllales, Amaranthaceae. Gene Ontology annotation, biological process: regulation of DNA-templated transcription.
CCUCUUUCUUGUGAAGAAAAAACAAAAAGGACCAACACUCUCCAAAAAUAACCCUAACCUUUUAAAAUUUAUCCCCAAAAACUCACAGUAAAAUCAGUUUGGGCGGGAGAACCUCUUCAUUUUCCGCUCGAAACCUCCAACUCUCUCUCCUCUCUUACCUUCACUUUCUCUCUCUUCAAUGGCGGACAUCCAUGACGAAAAUCAACAAUCAAUCAAUGUCGAAGAUUUCGACGAUUCAUCAUCGCUAUGUAAGCUUCGUCAGCGAUGGGAGCUCGCCUCUGUCCUCAAUUUUCUCAGCGUUUUUGAGUCGUUGAUAGGUAAAGAGUUGAAAAUGUCAGCGGAAGAAAUCGAGAAUGCUUUGAUAAAUCCAAAUGCUUCACUCGCUAAACUUCAUAUCGCUCUUCUUCAGGGUAUACGACCUGUUAACAAAAAGUUGUCUAAUCCUGAUGUUUGGGUGACAAUCCUUUGUAAGAAGCUCGCUGAUUGGUGGCCACAGGUUGCGGAAGGUGAAAUACCCCUGAUUGCAGAAAAAGGUUUCUUGUGCAGAGAAGAAGUAUCCAGAUACAAAGAACUAGAUCCAACUAUUCGUUUGUUGAUGUUAAAAGCAUUGUGUGAAGUCCGAAUAGAGCAACCUGAUCUGGUUUCUUAUAUCAAUGGUGCACUGAAGCAAGGGGACCAAAUCUCUAAUUUUCGUAAAGAUAAGAUUGGUCAAGACAGAAAUGGAAUUUCUUACUGGUAUGAUGGAAACUCAGUGAUUGGUCAUAGACUGUACAGAGAAGUAAACAAUGUCAAUUUGAAACAGAAGCAGAGGGGCAAGAACUGUCUAGAUUUGCAAGAAACCAAUCUCAAGUGGGAGACUCUUGCUACCAAUCUUGAGGAAUUUCGUAAAGUUUCGGAGAAAUUAUCAGCUUGCCAAGUUGGAGUUGAGGCAGCAGUGCAUGAGACUAUUGAAACUGAAGUAAUUCCUGUACUUGAAAAAGUGCAAAAAAACAAGGAGAGGAAUUUGAAGCGACGCCAGAGACAAGAAGCUUUUCUCAAUGGUUCUCACACCUAUGCAGCUGGAGUCACUCGUUCUUGCCGCACGCGCAGACCUGUGACAUACACAUUUGAUGAAUUUGACCGAACAAUUAAUGAGGCAAUAAAACAGACAAGGAAAAGGAAAGGUCGAGAGGUGGAAAGAAAUGACAUUAAGCAUAACAAAUGUGGGAAAAAAGGUGGUGAUGCCUCUGAUGAAGAUUUACAAAGAGAUGCUCGUUCUGAGGAAGAACCUCGUGCUUGUUCUGAGGAUGAGGAAAAUGACCAUCAAGGUGAAGGGAGUAACAAUGCUGAGAGUUAUGACCAACAGGGUGAAGGAGUUAACAAUGAUGAGAACACUGAGCAACAGGCUGAAGGGAUGAACAAUGAUGAGAAAAAUGACCAACAUGGAGAAGGUAGUGACAGCGAUGAGGAAUAUGAUCAAGAGGGUGAAGGCAGUGAAAACGAUGAAGAAGAUGAUCGACAGGGUGAAAUCAGUGAUUUUGACGAGGAUACUAAUUGUACUAACAAUGCUGACAAAAGUGAUAAUGAGAUAGCUAAUGAUAGUGAUUCAAGUGCUUUUGAGCUUAAAAAUGGCAAGCCUGAACGAAAUUGUAACACUGUGAAUGGUAAUAUUGCUACUGGCUUGCAGAUGAAAAAGAGUUCUGAUCGUAUUUCUCAUCGGAGUCUCCAGGAAGCCAGGAACCCAGAAGCAAAGAAUCGAUACAGGCAGAGGCCUACGCGAAACAGUGCCUUUGUUGUCCCUGAUUCAGAAGAUGGAAGCUCGUCCCAGAAUCUUAGUGGUGAUGCAUCAGGUGAGGGAGAUCCAUCAGUGGUUGCUGAUUCCGAGGAUGAAAUUAGCAGCUGAUACAGAAUAUUUUUUGAUUUCUCUGCGUUUUUGGUAUAAAGAGAAAUGUAGAUGAAAUAUGGGCUUGUAGAGGUGGCAUAGGUAAGUUUUUGGCCCUUUGUUUAUGUAUCUAAUCAUGUUUAGAAAAUGUUUUUAUUCUCCAGUCUGGCCUCUGACUGACGAGAGUACUGGAUACGCGAGAAUGUAUCAGUUACUAGAAAUGUUAGUGGUUUAAUUGACGUGCUACACACUAAUACAUCGCUUCGUUUUGGUACUAAUGCUGUAUAUAUGAAAGUCCAUGUCUUCAAAUUGAA